AGGUUAAAAUCUGGAUUUUGGACGAAUGUUUUGAAAGUCGGAGAAGAGGAACCGGCUAGAAAAAUAAUUAAACGCUCUGUCAGCUUGAAAAUAAUAAAAGUGAAUUACUCCUGGAUUAAGACAGAAGGACAGUGAUGCCGACUCGCUGCUGCGUCCUGGACUGCCAAAGUUCCCAAAAUGAGCCAAAGAGACAAACAUUCCCCUUUCCUUUGUCACAUCCUGAGCUCGUGGAGAAAUGGAUUGAGGCGCUAAAAUUCCAUCAAUCACAAUUAACUUCCGGCGCUGGCAUUGUGCGAAAGAGAAUUUGCAUAAAUCACUUCACUUCCGAUGAUUUGGAGAAGUUCCAUCGAUUAAACGGAGAAAUAUCCUGCAUUCCUCUCAACAAUUAUAAAUUGAAACCUGAUGCAGUUCCUUCAGUCUUUCCUGGGGUACCUCAUCCACCAAUCCCUAACAUUGCUAAGCAGGUUUCAAGUGAAGUUCCCUUCUAUCCGAUUCCGGACAUCUAUGAGGAAAACUUUAUUAUGGAAAAGGAUCCAAUUGCCCUGUCAGCGAAUGAUUUCUACGUCUGUCAGAUUUGUGAAGCAACAGAGAAUUUAAUUGACAUCUCUGGUGAUGAUAAAUCUCACUUCCGGGAUGAACUGGAGAAGCUCAAGGGUAUAGAGAACAAUAAGAUGGAUCUACUGCAGUACCUUUGUCAGGAGUGUGGGAAUAAAUUAAUGGAGAUUAGCAUACUGAGGAGUCAGUAUGUUAUCACAUACAGGAAGCUCAUUGCGAAGAUUACACCACUUGAAGAAUCUACUACUGAAAUAAGAGUAAAAGAAGAAGAAGAAGCAAUGGAAGUAGCAACAACAGAAGGAACAUCAGGAAUGGAUCCUACGGGCGAGGAUGAAGCAACUGAUGAUAUAUCUGUAAUGGAAUAUGAUGACGAUGAUGACGGCGAUUUGUGGGAGAAGAUGAAAAAAUCCAAAUUGAAGCCCGAUAUCUUCCGGAAGUAUCCAAACAUGAAGUGUAUUGUGAAGGCGUUUGAUGCAGCAAAUGUGUGUCGAAUUGCAAGUUUAGUAAAAAGAGCUGAAAACUCCAAGAACUCCCGAAAAUACUAUUCCGUUAAGCUAAAGGAUAGAGGAUUCUGCUGCCUUAAAUGUGAUACAAUUCUGAUGAAUAGACACGCAGUGAUGAUGCACAAGUUCUCCCACGAUCCACAGAAUACUCAGAAUACAAAAUGCAACAUUUGCAAUGAAGAAUUCUGCUCGCCAGCCAGUACGCAGCGUCAUAUUCGUGUUGUUCAUGAGAAACGGAAGGACUACGAGUGUGGCUACUGCGGCAAGAGAUUCACGGAACGCUUUGAGGUGAGGGAUCACAUGGAGAGGCACCAUCAGGGGUAUCGGUAUGAGUGCGAAAUGUGCCAGAAGACUUUCAAGAAUAAGCGCAGUUUCAACUUCCACAAGAAGCUCCAUAUCCCGGAGGAGGAGCGCACGGAGAAGGUACGAAAAGUACGAAAGUACCUGAAGAAGGGACAAACAAGUAAAUUAUUGGAAAAGCCGGAAAGGCAAUAUAUUUGUCCAACUUGUGGAAAGAUUUUCACAAAUCAUGGCAAUUUUACCAGUCACAUACUAAUCCAUGGCGGGAAAAAAUCUCAUGAAUGUUCAGUUUGUGCAAAACGCUUCCUGGCAAAGAAUAGUCUAAAGGCUCACAUGAAGACUCAUACAGGUGAGAAGCCAUAUAAAUGUGAGAUCUGUGGGAAUGCCUUUCGGCAGUUGGGGCACCUGAACUUCCACCUACUCACCCACACGGGUGAAAAACCCUUUCAGUGCCCAAUUUGCAACAAGAAAUUCACAUCAAAUGGAAAUUUAACUGCCCACAAGCUCAUUCAUUCCGGAGAGAAGCCUCUUGGAUGUAGGAUGUGUAAGGAAAAAUUUGGGACAUACAAAGCAGUGAGGGAGCAUUACAGACUGACCCAUUUCCCGGAUUGUGAUCUCCCAACAGGAGCUGAUAUUAAGCAUAAACUCCAAGAAGUUCUGGGAGAUGAUUAAGAAAUUUUAUUUAAUGACUCAAGAGAAAUAGGAGAAAGGUAAAGAGAAAUGGUCAAAAGGAAGAAUCUCAAUUGAAUUCUGUGAAAUUCUUGAAAUAAUUCUUCAAAUUCCUCCUGAUUAUUUUUCUGAACAGUUAAAAAUAAUGAAGAAAACAAGAAACUGAAAGAAUUGACUGAAAUAGAAUUAUUUAGAACUCAUUCUGAAAUCUCAUGAUUUUUUACCAUUUAAUUGUAAUUUAAUUCUUUUUCAAUAAACCUGAAACUUUAUUUAAUAGAAAA
Messenger RNA from Lutzomyia longipalpis, 2308 nucleotides. RefSeq names its product zinc finger protein 486-like. Gene Ontology annotation, molecular function: DNA-binding transcription factor activity, RNA polymerase II-specific; RNA polymerase II cis-regulatory region sequence-specific DNA binding. The transcript has 2 exons. The record is from RefSeq and is a predicted model, not a curated record. Gene Ontology annotation, biological process: regulation of DNA-templated transcription. The coding region runs from base 135 to 2030 and encodes 631 amino acids. NCBI's taxonomy places the organism in Eukaryota, Metazoa, Arthropoda, Insecta, Diptera, Psychodidae.